AUGGGCUCCAGGCAGGAUCGGUUUUCCACAGGGAAAGAUCUUCAGCUCUGGGGAGUUUGGGACAGGAGGGAGAGGGAGGAGGAGAAGGGGAAGGAGAAGAAAAAGGAGGAGAACGAGAACGAGAAGGAGGAGAAGGGUGAGGAGGAGGAGGAAGAGAAGGAGAAGGGGAAGAAGGGGAAGGAGAAGGGGAAGGGGAAGGGGAAGGGGAAGGAGAAGGAGAAGGAGAAGGAGAAGGAGAAGGAGAAGGAGAAGGAGAAGGAGAAGGAGAAGGAGAAGGAGAAGGAGAAGGAGAAGGAGAAGGAGAAGGAGAAGGAGAAGGAGAAGGAGAAGGAGAAGGAGAAGGAGAAGGAGAAGGAGAAGGAGAAGGAGAAGGAGAAGGAGAAGGAGAAGGAGAAGGAGAAGGAGAAGGAGAAGGAGAAGGAGAAGAAAAAGGAGAAGGAGGAGGAAGAGGAGAAGAAG
This is a messenger RNA of Passer domesticus (house sparrow), 459 nucleotides long. RefSeq lists its product as uncharacterized. The transcript has 2 exons. The record is from RefSeq and is a predicted model, not a curated record. The annotation marks the transcript as partial. NCBI's taxonomy places the organism in Eukaryota, Metazoa, Chordata, Aves, Passeriformes, Passeridae.